Molecule: messenger RNA, 1818 nt
Organism: Ixodes scapularis (black-legged tick)
Lineage: Eukaryota; Metazoa; Arthropoda; Arachnida; Ixodida; Ixodidae
Exons: 8
Coding region: 61-1818 (585 amino acids)
Cellular component (GO): membrane
Source: RefSeq, a predicted model, not a curated record
AGCCGUCGCAGUUGCAAACAAAGUUGCUGCAGCGCGACACUGAUCGCCGCCGCCUCCAUCAUGACAGUGUCCCUCCUCUUUGCAUUCACCAGCUACAGCCGCCUUCCGGAGAACAUCGAUAACAUUGCCCAGGCCAUGAAGGAAGUGCUCAGUGACGUUUACAACCUCUACAAGAGAACCAAGAUUGAGGUAGGAACACUGACGGUCACCAAUUACGCCAGCUUUUCUGACAGCCUGAUAAAUAAACUUCUAGAUUGCAAGACCGACUUACCAGGGUUAAUUUACAGUGCCUUGGAGGAUACCCCCGUUCUGGGUGGCCUAAAGAAGCUUACCGAAAAUAUGCGGCUUAUUGCAAGCGAGAUGAAAGCGAUCAAGGCGCAAGUCACGUCCGUAAACAACCUUCUACGGGACAUCGAACGGCGGACAAGUGGCGCGGCUGACGAACUCGAACGGGCGUGCCCGUUACCGAUGUCGUGCCUUCUUGUUGACGCAGUUGUCACAAAACUAAAAAUCGUGACCAAACAAGAGGUUAAUACCUCAGACUUUGACAGCGCCAAGAGUCCCAUUGAGGACGUUUCUACUGCCGUCAACUUACGGGACACGGUUCAGAACGCCCUUACAAAAAUUAUUGAUCCAGUUGUUGAAGGCGCUAAAAACGUCAUCAAGACUGUGGGCAAAGGCCUGUCGACCAUCAACGACGUCUUCGUCUUUGAAUCUUUUGCUAGCCAGGACAAGGCAGACGCCUUCUUCGAACCGGUUCGCAAGACACUCGACAAGUCAGCUCACUACGGUGACUUAUACAUUGCGCUGUCGGUGUUCAUCCUGGUCGUGUUGAGCGCAGCGCUCGUCUGUUACCUUACGGGCCUAUGGUGCAUCAUCAUCGCGAACAACACUGACUGCUCUCACCUCAUCACUGUCGGUGUCUUUCUGUUCUCAAUUACCUUCCUGCUGCCCAUGAUCACGUCGACAUUCGCGCUGUGCCUCGGCUUUGUGGGACAGCGAACCCUCUGCGACAUCGUGAGCGACCUGAGACAACCUGAGGUCCAGACGCUCGUGCGAGGCGUCAUGAUUCUGGUGAGGAAAACAGAAGAAUCCCAGUCACGUGUUCUUCUGGACCAGCCCUGGCGGCCGACAUGGCCUGACAGUUUAGAGGGUCGAAGGUUCAGCACGAUUUCUUCUGGACUGGGCGGGUCCUACCAGGAGGCGUCGAAGGCUUGGACGACGAAGGGGAAGUCUUGGCUAGUCUGGCCCGUGGGACAUAGAGUCUUCAGCGAUCUCUGGUUGCUGAGGACGGGAAUGUCUGUGUCAGCAGAGGUCAGGUCAGAUAGGGCACCAAAAGCUGAACCCCAACUGUUGCAACUAGCCGCAAGUUCAAACGUUACGGUUUCCAAGGGACUCGCUAAAGUGAUGACUCCCACCAAGGUCACCGAGAUCCUACGCCGGUUCAGCGAAUGCGGUGACAAGGACCUCAGUGCCUUCAAUUUGAUCGGUAGUAACACCGUCAUCGAGCUAUUUAAUUUGGUCGUUCCGAGCGCCAAGAACUUCUCGUGGCUCUUUGACGACACCAAGAGUCUUCCUAUUAAGGUGACCAAAGAACUGGAUCGAGCACUGCAGGAUCUGGCGAACGGCUCGCUCGAGAAGUUUGUGCCUGACCUGCCCACUCUUGAACGAAAAGUGCGAGCGGUCAAUAUGACCAAGCUCAACAUAUCUGACGUAAAGGGGAAGGUGAGCGAUGAACGUCGUUUUCUUAUUCAAAUUGACGGUUUAAGCAUUUUGGGUUUAUUAGCGGGGUUCUGUGUUUUAGGUAAAUACCGAUAA